Molecule: messenger RNA, 649 nt
Organism: Durusdinium trenchii
Lineage: Eukaryota; Dinophyceae; Suessiales; Symbiodiniaceae
Source: the annotation of a GenBank genome assembly
GGCCUUUGUGUAUGGGCUUUCUGACUUAGCCAUCAUUGAUCCUGGAGCUACCAUUCUGAGACGCUUCAUUUCCGACGAACUGGAUGUGUUUGACUCCAUAGAGCGAACACCCUUGCUGCAGGACACUUCUUUGCAUGCCCGUGACCGGGGCCAGUAUGUCCAGAACCGGCGUCGAGCAGCUCGUGAUGUCCUGGCAAGCUCAUUAGUGCUGCUUCUGGUUUUUGUACUGCUCUUCACAUGCUACGUUGUCGUGUCAACUUACUUUUGGAUUGGUGGGAUGUACGUUUUGUUGGAGGACGUGACCAGAAAUCGGAUUUGCGAUCGUGAUUUGCACGUUUGGCUUGGGAUCGCAUUGUUUCAGCCCAUCCUGAAUGGCUGGUGCUUUCCCCGUGCCUUUGAUCCAGGGUGCAGCAAGAUCUUGGGUUGGAUCUUGUCGAUGGGCCUAAUUCUGACUGGUGCCAGCUGCUUCACUCAAAGUUACGCGAGCUGCGCCACAGGGUCACCAAGUUUCUACAACUUUGUCCAGGCUUACCUUGUCUACAUGACGAUUACAUGGAUUUUGCUGCUGGUCCUUCCACUCCUACCGUGGGUGCUACUGUCCACAGGCUCCGAGGUAGAGCUGGAGCUUGUGGCAAGAGCUAUUGUGUGA